UUUUUUAAGGUUUAAAAAUCCUUGUUUGACUCAAAAGCAGGGAAGGGUGGAGAAGAAGGUGAAGAGUGAGUAGAUCUGAGUGUGAAGCAAAUUCUCCCAAAGUUUUCAUUUCUUUCAAUCAAAAGGGUCUUCAAGAGAUGCUCUGAACCUUCUUCUACUUUUCUGGUUCUCCAAUCACUCUCACUCUCACACUAUGCCUCGCCCGUGUUUCAACAAGCUUGUUCUUCCCAUAACCCUCCAAUCCAGACAACUGAGGAUUCCGGAUAGCUUUCUGAGGAAAUAUGGGGCCCAGCUUUCUACAAUUGCUACCCUCACUGUUCCUGAUGGUAGUGUUUGGCGUAUAGGAUUGAAGAAAGCUGACAACAGAAUUUGUUUUGUUGAUGGCUGGCAAGACUUUGUUCAACGCUACUCCAUCGGUGUUGGAUACUUUUUGGUAUUCAUGUAUGAAGGGAAUUCAUCAUUCAUUGUUCAUAUGUUUAAUUUGAGUACUUCUGAGGUAAAUUAUCAAUCAGCCAUGAGAAACCAUAAUGAAGGGCCUUGCUUUGCCAAUUAUCAUCAUAUUUUUGAUGAAAUGGAAGAUGUAGACUCCCUUGAUUUGUCAGAUUCCUCAUCUCCAUUCCUUACUCCUGGUGCAUUGCAAAACAAGGUUUUUGCUGGAUCUGUUGAUCAACUGACACCUGGGAAGAGUCAUACUCCAGCUUUGCAGAAUUUGUUCAAUGGUGGAUCAAAACUCAAUCGGGUAAACUGGGGAGAUGGUGGGAGUGCAUUUUCUUCAAAGGGUGCCAAUUCACAAGGCAAUCAGUCAACAACUAGAGACAUAGGUGUUCAGUUUAAUGCUGUUGAGUUUAAAAGGUCCACUGACGAAUUGAAAUUGCGGUAUUCUACUAAUGAGGAAGCAGCUAAUAAAACUGCAAAAAAGAAGCGGAAAUCAGAGCCCAAUGGCGAGGAACCCUCUGGUGAAAAUGAAGAGGAGGCCGAAAUGCGCUAUAGAUUUUAUGAAAGUGCAUCUGCGAGGAAAAGAACUGUGACAGCAGAAGAAAGAGAAAGGGCAAUUAACGCAGCAAAAGCAUUUGAACCGACUAAUCCUUUCUGUCGAGUUGUCCUGCGACCCUCCUAUUUAUAUAGGGGAUGCAUAAUGUAUUUGCCUUCGUGCUUUGCAGAGAAGAAUCUGAAUGGGGUUUCAGGAUUCAUUAAGCUUCAGUUGUCCAAUGGUAGACAGUGGUCUGUCCGAUGUCUCUAUCGGGGCGGCCGAGCAAAGUUAAGCCAAGGAUGGUUUGAAUUCACAUUGGAGAACAAUUUGGGGGAAGGUGAUGUUUGUGUGUUUGAGCUCCUUAGAGUGAGGGAAGUUGUGCUGCAAGUUACGAUAUUUCGUGUUACUGAGGAUGCAGGGUUGUUGAAUUCUCCUCCUAUGCAGCUACAGCAGCAGCAGCAGCAGUCGAGCCAAAACAUGAGCCACACCAAGCUCUUGAACCCUCACUUGCAGCAUCGCGUUAGUCCAACCAAAUUGGUUAGAAAUUAGCAGGGAGAGUUAAUUCCUGAUAGCAAAACCGUGUCAAUUAGCCCUUGCUUCUGAGUGAUCUGUUGUUCAUCUCAUUUCUUCACUUGGAACUUUGAUGCUUUACAUGUUCAUAAACAUUUGAACUUAGUUAUUGUAGUUUUGAUACAAAUAUCUUUUGCUUUUGACUUGGGUUGUAAAUAGAUUGUUCAUUUUAGUUUAUAAAAAAACUGAGUCGAAAUGCUUGUGUUAUUGCA
This is a messenger RNA of Cajanus cajan (pigeon pea), 1752 nucleotides long. Its product is annotated as B3 domain-containing transcription factor VRN1. Gene Ontology annotation, molecular function: DNA binding. The record is from RefSeq and is a predicted model, not a curated record. Lineage: Eukaryota; Viridiplantae; Streptophyta; Magnoliopsida; Fabales; Fabaceae.